AUGAGCUCCCGUGACGCCGCGGGCGGCGGCGCUGAGCAGGAUGUGGGAGACGUGGUGCACCUGGAACACGUGAACCUAGAGGUCCCCGACCUGGACCUGGCGCGGGUGUUUUACGCCGAGGGGCUGGGCCUGACCGCCGACCCCGACACGCUCGGCUGGCAGCGCGGCGGGCCCUUUGUGACGUGGUACAACCUCGGGAGGCAGCAGCUGCACAUCUGCAAGGGAGCGGCGCCGCAGAACACGCGCGGCACCAUCGUGCUGCGCCUGCCCAGCCUGGCGCGCGCCGCGGAGCGGCUGGCGGCACUGCGCCCCGUGCUGCAAGACACCGCCUUCUCCUUCUCAGUGCAGCAGCAGCAGCAGGAGCCGGGGCAGGAGCGGCAGGGGGAUGCCGCCCCGGCCGCCAGCCGCGGCGACAGCAUCACAGCGGCCGACCCGUGGGGCCAGCUGUUCCUGCUGGUGGAGUCGGCGCCCGGCUUCCCCUUCCCCGCCGGCAUCGUAGAGCUGCGCCUGCCCUGCUUCCCAGGCACGGCUCACUUCAUCGCCCGCUUCUACUCUGAGCAGCUGGGGGCCAGGGUCGUGGAGUGCAGCGGCAGCGGCGGCGGCGGCGAGAGCAGCAGGGUGCUCGUGGGGCCCGGCACCUGCCUGCGCUUCGAGGAGGAUGCGUCCCUGGGGGAGCUCACUCCGCAGGGGGUGGAGGAGCUGUGGACCGGCUGGCACGUGGCAUUCUACACCACCCGCUUCUCCGCCGCUUUCCGCCAGACACUGGCGCUGGGCAUCAAUCAGCUGGACCACCCCUACCGCGACAAGUCUCCCGACCUGGCGGCAGCGCUGGCCAACCGCCAGUUCCGCUUCAAGGCGAGGCACGGCGGGCGGGGAGGCAGGCGGCGCGGCUGGAUGUCCACCACCUGGAUGCGUUUGGCAAGCGCGGGCAGCUGCUCCAUUGUGUUCAAGGCCACGUUCCGGGGAGAGAUGGUGGCGGCAAAGGAAGUGGACCUCGGGCGGAGCGCCGCGGUGCAGGAGCUGUUUGUCACGGAGGCGGAGCGGCUGCACCAGCUGCGCCACGCGCACGUGGUGGCGCUAUACGGCGUCGCUCUGAGCGGGCCGCAGGGCGUGCUAAUCACUGAGUAUUGCUCGGGGCGGGACCUGCACAGCGCGCUGCAGCUGAGGAAGGCGAACAGUAACAAUAGGCUGUUUGGAUGGUAUGCCCGCGGCUGCUACGUGGCUCUCGACAUCUGCAAGGCACUCAACUUCCUGCACUCUAAGCGCGUGGUCCACAUGGACCUCAAGUCCGCCAACGUGCUGCUGACCGGGACCGGCACCGCCAAGGUCGCAGACGUGGGGGUGGCCCGCCUGCGCCAUGCCACCUAUUUGUCGGAGCUCCCCACCGCGGUCGGCACGUUUUCCUGGAUGGCGCCCGAGGUCAUCACAGGCCGGCGCUGCACCUCGGCUGUGGACAUCUACUCGUUCGGCGUGGUGCUGUGGGAGAUCGCCACAGGGCAGCGGCCGUACCGCAGAGAGAUGAGGAUGCCGGCGGUGCCUGAGGAGUGCCCGCAGCCUGCGGAGCGCCCCACCGCACAGCAGCUCAUGAUCCAGCUGGAGGGGCUGUGCAACAGCCGUGACAAAUAA
Messenger RNA from Chlorella variabilis, 1626 nucleotides. RefSeq lists its product as hypothetical. Lineage: Eukaryota; Viridiplantae; Chlorophyta; Trebouxiophyceae; Chlorellales; Chlorellaceae. Gene Ontology annotation, biological process: protein phosphorylation. Bases 1 to 1626 code for a protein of 541 amino acids. The transcript has 14 exons. Gene Ontology annotation, molecular function: metal ion binding; protein kinase activity; lactoylglutathione lyase activity. The record is from RefSeq and is a predicted model, not a curated record.